Molecule: messenger RNA, 3432 nt
Organism: Humulus lupulus (European hop)
Lineage: Eukaryota; Viridiplantae; Streptophyta; Magnoliopsida; Rosales; Cannabaceae
Product: ribonuclease TUDOR 1
Exons: 17
Coding region: 210-3182 (990 amino acids)
Biological process (GO): mRNA catabolic process; regulatory ncRNA-mediated gene silencing
Cellular component (GO): RISC complex; nucleus; cytosol
Molecular function (GO): RNA binding; nuclease activity
Source: RefSeq, a predicted model, not a curated record
UUAAUUUCCUUUCUCUCUCCACUUCUCCUGCUCUCUUUCUCUCUCUAGCUGUCUCCGAUCUGCCGCCUCACGGCUGAUCCUAGACGACCAACGCUGGUGCUCAACGAUCUCCGGCUGAACCAGAUCUGUCUUUCGUCUUCAAUUUUCAUUCUCGUAGCUUUUCCGGUGCCGGCGCUCGUCUCUGAUCUCCAUACAAGGAGCGUGUUGUGAUGGCGUCCUCCGUUACUGGGGCCACAGGAUGGUACAAAGGAAAGGUCAAAGCUGUCCCUUCAGGGGAUUCCGUGGUGAUUGUGGCCAUGACCAACAAGGCCGGACCACCACCGGAAAAGACCAUUACUUUAUCUUCACUUAUAGCUCCCAGACUGGCUCGGAGAGGUGGUGUUGAUGAGCCAUUUGCAUGGGACAGCAGAGAGUUUCUUAGGAAGCUCUGUAUAGGAAAGGAAGUGUCUUUUCACGUCGACUACACAGUACCGGCGAUUGGGCGGGAAUUUGGGUCUGUUUUUAUAGGCAAAGAUGAUGUCUCAGAGAUGGUUGUUUCUGCAGGCUGGGCAAAGGUCAGGGAGCAGGGUCAACAGAAAGGAGAAGCUAGUCCUAUCAUUGCAAAGCUCUUACAACUAGAAGAGCAAGCUAAGCAAGAAGGACUUGGUCGCUGGAGCAAGGUUCCUGGUGCUGCUGAGGCAUCCGUUAGGGAUCUACCUCCCUCUGCUAUUGGUGAUCCUAGCAACCUGGAUGCUAUGAGUCUGUUGGCAGCAAAUAAGGGCAGGCCCAUGCAAGGUAUUGUUGAGCAGGUUCGUGAUGGUAGUACCGUUCGCGUAUAUUUGCUUCCAGAGUUUCAGUUCGUUCAGGUUUUCGUUGCUGGAAUCCAGUCUCCAUCAAUGGGAAGACGAGCUGCACCUGAGCCUGUUCUUGAAGCAGAAGUAACAGCAGAAACAAAUGGAAAUGCUUCUGCUGAACCUCGAGGCCCACUAACAUCUGCACAAAGAGUUGCAGCUUCAACACCUUCAUCAAACGAAGGUGCUGAUCCAUUUGCUGCAGAAGCCAAAUAUUUUACAGAGAUCCGUACGUUGAAUCGAGAGGUCCGUAUUGUCUUGGAAGGUGUUGACAAAUUCAGCAAUUUGAUUGGGUCAGUGUAUUAUCCUGAUGGGGAAUCAGCAAAAGACCUGGCUCUGGAGCUUGUCGAAAAUGGUCUUGGUAAGUAUGUUGAAUGGAGCGCGAAUAUGAUGGAAGAAGAUGCGAAGAGAAAGCUAAAGACUGCGGAACUUCAGGCCAAAAAAACGCGAUUGAGGAUUUGGACAAAUUACAUACCUCCUGCUACAAACUCAAAAGCAAUUCACAACCAGAAUUUCACAGGAAAGGUGGUUGAGAUUGUUAGUGGGGAUUGCGUUGUUGUUGCGGAUGAUGCUGUCCCAUUUGGAAGUCCUUUAGCUGAACGACGAGUCAAUUUGUCCAGUAUUAGGUGUCCUAAAAUAGGCAAUCCUCGUAGAGAUGAAAAACCUGCCCCCUAUGCUCGUGAAGCAAAAGAAUUCUUGAGGACCCGGAUUCUUGGAAGACAGGUAAAUGUCCAAAUGGAGUACUCUAGAAAGGUUGGCAUGACUGAUGUGCCUACAGCUGCAGCUGGAUCUACAGAUUCCAGAGUAAUGGAUUUUGGAUCAGUCUUCCUAGUUUCUCCUAUUAAGGCUGAUGGAGAUGAUAUUCCAGUACAAGCUCCAACUACUACUGGCAGCCAGCCGGCUGGGACUAAUGUUGCUGAGCUUGUGGUUGGGCGUGGCUUUGGCACUGUUAUUAGGCAUCGAGAUUUUGAGGAGAGAUCAAAUCAUUAUGAUGCCCUUCUAGCUGCAGAAACACGAGCAACUGCUGGGAAGAAAGGAAUCCACUCUGCCAAGGAUCCUCCCGUCAUGCACAUAACAGAUCUUAUUGCGGCACCAUCAAAGAAAUCGAAGGACUUUCUACCAUUCCUACAGAGAGCUAGGAAGAUUCCUGCUGUUGUGGAGUAUGUAUUUAGUGGUCAUCGUUUUAAAGUAUUACUCCCAAAGGAAACAUGCAGCAUUGCCUUGUCGCUUUCUGGUGUUCGAUGCCCUGGUCGUAACGAACCCUAUUCAGAUGAAGCAAUUGCUUUAAUGAGGCGGAAAAUCAUGCAAAGAGACGUGGAGAUUCUCGUGGAAAACGUGGAUAAGACUGGAACUUUCAUUGGAUCUUUGUGGGAGUCUAGAAACAAUGUGGCAAUUGCACUCCUUGAAGCUGGUCUUGCCAAACUUCAAAUUUCCUUUGGUAAUGACAGGAUUCCUGAUAUCCACCUUCUUGAAAAAGCUGAGCAAGCUGCCAAAAAACAGAAACUGAAAAUCUGGGAAAACUAUGUUGAAGGGGAGGAAGUCUCCAUCGGUGCAGCAGCUGCUGACAGUAAACAAAAGGAAGUGCUAAAGGUGGUGGUUACUGAAGUUUUGGGUGGAGGCAUGUUAUAUGUUCAGACAGUUGGGGAUCAGAAGCUUGCACCCAUUCAACAACAGUUGGCGGCCUUGAAUCUUCAAGAAGCUCCUGUGAUUGGGGCUUUUAAUCCUAAAAAGGGUGAAAUUGUACUUGCCCAGUUCAGUGCAGAUGGUUCUUGGAACCGAGCUAUGAUUGUCAAUGGACCUCGUGGAGCCGUUGAAUCUCCUACGGACAUGUUCGAAGUGUUCUACAUUGACUAUGGUAAUCAAGAGGUUGUUACCUAUAGUCAGUUACGGCCUGCUGAUGCUUCAGUGUCUGCUGCACCUGGUCUUGCUCAGCUCUGUAACCUUGCCUACAUCAAAGUUCCAGGCUUGGAGGAUGAUUUUGGUCAAGAAGCAGCUGAGUAUUUAAGUGAGCAGACUCUAAGUAGCUCUAAAGAGUUUAGAGCCAAGGUUGAGGAAAGGGAUGCUUCAGGGGGGAAAGUGAAAGGUCAGGGAACCGGACCAAUCAUUAGCGUUACCCUUGUCGCUGUUGAUGCCGAGAUCAGCGUAAACGCUGCCAUGCUUCAAGAGGGACUCGCUAGACUAGAGAAAAAGAAGAGAUGGGGCUCAAAGGACAAACAGUUGGCCUUUGAGAACCUGGAGAAAUUCCAGCAAGAAGCUCGGACUGGUAGGCUCAGAAUGUGGCGCUAUGGGGACAUCGAGUCCGAUGACGAGGACACAGCUCCUCCUCUUAGAAAAGCUGCUGGCCGGCGAUAAAUGUAAUUUUAAGACCUGAGGAGGCCAACUUAGAAAAAGAGGGUUGUGUGGCCUAAGAUAAGUUAUAGUCAUAAUUAUUCACAUCUGAAGUCAGCUAAACGCACAUGGAAAGAGAACAAUAAAACGAAUAGAAAAGGUGGUUGAAGCAUGGACUUGCUUUAAGUUUUGUUUUUGUUUUGCGAAUUUGUUUUUGUUAGAUGAGAACAAUUUUUUUUGCACUCGUGUCUUAAUAAAGGUGACCUUUUUUUUU